UACUGGCAGGAUCCAGAAAAUGGGUUUCUGGAGGAGCCUCCCUCUCGUCCUGCUGCUGCUGUUCUCAUGCAACAGCCAAGCAGGGCGGAAUGUGAAGAGCAAUCUAUGCAAGUGGUGUGAUAACACAUACCCACUGUGUGAAGACCAGGUGUGCUACAGCAACUGCGACUUAAGUUCCUAUUGUGAAAAACCAGAAGAAAUCUGUGUCUCUAUAUGGAAACAAGAUAAUGAAAGCGCAAGGGUGAGCACUCUCUGUCACAACCCACAGUUCCCUGUGGAAAAUGUUAUGGUUCCUAAAUAUAACACAUCACAGUGUGUUAUGGUCCGCCAGCACAAUGAAGAUGGCGUAUUUUACAUCUGUGGCUGUGUGAAUGAACAGGAAUGCAAUGACAAGCUUAUAUUUAAGAAUCAGACCAGUGGGUACUCUAUGUUACAAAGCAAGGAAAUAAUUCCUGUGGCAGCCAUCAGUCUGUUGCCCCCCCUGCUAGUUGCCAUCAUGAUAACAGUGAUAUUCUACCUCUGCCGAACCCACAGGCAAAGGAAGAGAUCUAAAGACUGGACCCAAAAACAAACCCAGCACCACAUGCUGCCUGAAUCAAGCACCGCCAGCAACUAUGACGAGAUAUUAUUGGUCAAGAUAGACAAACAUGCCACCCUGAGCUCGGCCUGUGCCAACAACAUCAACCACAACACUGAACUGUUGCCCAUUGAGCUGGAUGAGAGAGUGGGGAAAGGGCAGUUUGCUGAAAUCUGGAGAGCAAAACUCAAGCAUGCUUCCGCAGGCCAGUAUGAGACAGUGGCAGUGAAGAUUUUCCCUUGUGAAGAGUAUACCUCCUGGAAAAACGAGAGCCAGAUCUUCACUGAUAUCAACCUCAAACAUGACAGCAUCCUUCAGUUUCUCACUGCAGAAGAAAGGCACUCUAGUCUUCAGAAAGAGUAUUGGCUCAUUACAGCCUACCACAGCCAAGGAAACCUCAAGGACUAUUUAUCCAAGCACAUUCUGAGCUGGAGGGACUUGCAAAAGAUGGCUGGUUCCCUGGUGAGUGGUGUGGCUCACUUGCACAGUGACUACACUCCUUGCGGCAGGCCAAAGAUUCCCAUUGCCCACCGGGACAUCAAAAGCACCAACAUCCUCAUAACAAAUGAACAGCAAUGUGUGCUCUGUGAUUUUGGAAUUGCUCUGAGGCUAGAUCCAGCUUUAAGUGUGGAGGAUUUUGCUAACAGUGGACAGGUGGGCACUGCCAGGUACAUGGCUCCUGAAGUUUUGGACUCCCGAGUGAAUCUUGAAGAUCUGGAGUCAUUCAAACAAAUGGAUGUCUAUUCCAUGGCAUUAGUUUUAUGGGAGAUAGCCUCCAGGUGUGAUGUCAUUGGAGAAGUCAAGAGUUAUGAGCUCCCAUUUGGGUCAAAAGUCCAAGAACAACUGUGCAUGGAGGUUAUGAGAGACAUAGUGCUGCACGGUCGAGGACGGCCAGAGAUACCAAGUAAUUGGUUAAUACAUCAGGGAAUGCAUUUCCUGAGCGACACCAUCACAGAAUGCUGGGAUCAUGACCCUGAAGCUAGACUCACAGCCCACUGUGUGGCAGAACGUUUUAACCUGAUGGCACAGAUGGACUGCGAUGACAUGUUCAACAACAACCACAACACAGAUAGUGAGGCAAGCAAACUGGGCUGCCCAAGAGAGGAGCAUCAGAACUGUGACAGGAACAUCCAGUGAUGGAAGAAAGAAAUAUGAGCAUGACAAAAGCACCCAAGGGCAUGCCACUCUAGAAAAAUACAUGCACUCAUCCCCCAUUUAGUCUUCUCAAACUGCAAAAUAGAACUCAAGGCCUUUUAUUUCCUAGGCAGAGCCACUGUAUUAAUUUUUAUGCACCGCAACAGUAUGCAAAUCAUUUUAUAAUUUUAAAUGUAAAAUACGUUUGCUUUCAUUUAAAAGUGAUUAACAAUGAGGCAUUUUAAAAGUUAUUUUUCCUUCAAUGUUCAUUCUGCCUGAGAGGGGAGGGGGAGAGGCAGAGUCCUGAGAUUAAGCAGUGCUUGAAAGAAAUCUACUGCGGCUAUAGAUAAUCAGGUAAGAGCUAAAUUUAACCUCUUAAAAUUAAAAGUGUCUAUUGAUAAAGACUUACAAUGUUUCCAAACAAGUUUGUUACAUAAUUGUAAACUUCCCAAGCAACCAUGAUCAACUCAGGUCGGCUCUAAAAGUAGUGGCCUGCCAUAUCAUGGCUGAAGUAUUCCUAAAAUCUUCUUUUCCAUUAGGUAGGAUAUUUUUUCCUUUUCAGCAAUAGCCUACAUUGUCAGCACAUCUCCUUUAAGCAAACUCUUACCUGAAAAUUCUACCAGUUUCUGCAGCACACACUCAGCAUGUAAUACAAGGAAACGAACAGGUUCUUCUGGCCAGAAACCAGGGCCCUCUCCCCUUUCCGCAGCAGUACGUCAUUUCCGCCUAUGCAGCCAUUCACUGAAGGUCAUGGAUGACUCUGGAAUAGACCUUGUAUUGCAAAGUGCUACAAUGAGGACACUGGGACAUUCUCUGCGCAUGU
Messenger RNA from Eublepharis macularius, 2534 nucleotides. RefSeq names its product TGF-beta receptor type-2-like. Gene Ontology annotation, biological process: heart development; cellular response to growth factor stimulus; transforming growth factor beta receptor signaling pathway. Gene Ontology annotation, cellular component: plasma membrane; signaling receptor complex. Lineage: Eukaryota; Metazoa; Chordata; Lepidosauria; Squamata; Eublepharidae. The record is from RefSeq and is a predicted model, not a curated record. The transcript is spliced from 7 exons. Gene Ontology annotation, molecular function: transforming growth factor beta receptor activity, type II; type I transforming growth factor beta receptor binding; SMAD binding. Bases 20 to 1714 code for a protein of 564 amino acids.